Molecule: messenger RNA, 300 nt
Organism: Stylonychia lemnae
Lineage: Eukaryota; Ciliophora; Spirotrichea; Sporadotrichida; Oxytrichidae
Source: the annotation of a GenBank genome assembly
AUGGAAGUAAUGUUGGAAAAUUACAGUCUUAAUCAAGAGACAUUCGUCGAGAUUCCAUUCACAUUGAAUCGAACAAUUUCAAUUGGAGAUAAUCUUUUGUUUACAUUCGGUUCUCAGCUUUAAUUUUCACAAUAACUAAUCCAGUGUCAACUAUUGUCCAGAUAUGGCAUUCAAACAGAUUAAGUUCUUGUUGAAAAUGAAAAAGGAGAAAUAAAGUGGGGUUUAGAUUUUUCAUAAAAGGGGGGAACCUGUAUACCCUACAUUUUGAAAUAUCUAAGAUGUCUGCGUUUCGAUUAUUGA